Molecule: messenger RNA, 365 nt
Organism: Osmia lignaria (orchard mason bee)
Lineage: Eukaryota; Metazoa; Arthropoda; Insecta; Hymenoptera; Megachilidae
Source: RefSeq, a predicted model, not a curated record
UUCAGGAUAUGAUUGAUGAAAUGGCUUUCGCGGAUGAAGAAGAGUUGAUAGAAGAAGAUGAUGUGAUGAUAAUCGAUGAUUUCAAAGUUACAUCGAGUGAGGAAUCAACGUUACCAAGUAAAUCAAGUGAUGAGAGCCUUUUUGAACCGGAUGAAAAGAAAAGAAAGUAUUCAGUAGUACCACUUGAUACCAAAGUAAAGGUUAUUACUUUAGCAAAAUUACACCCGACUUGGACAUUAAGUACAUUACAAAAAAGAGGUUUCCAAUUAUUUAAAAGGAAAGAUCAAUUAAUUAAUUGGGAAAGAGAUAUACAAAAGGGCAGAACCUUGUAAAACAAAUGACUGAUUUAUUGGAGCUAGGGAUAA